AACUACAUACUUGGUGGCUUAGUACAAGUGGCAAUCUAAAACGUUGAACAUUUUCUUUUUGUUUUGAUAUUCUAAAAAACGUUGAACAUUGGAGCCAAUAUAUUAAUUAGAGAGUUAUAAUGUAAAUAAAUUCCUCUCAUUUACCAAAAAUAAUUAUUAUUUAAACAAUACAUAAUUAUGAAGUUAUUAACAAAAAGAUAUCAUAGUAGUAAUCUUGAUCUUAGUACACAAUAAAACUUUUAUCAUAAUCAUAAAGCCUUUUACCCAACGGUCUCUGUCUCUCUAUAACGAAGAACGCUUUGGAAGCUCUGCUUUGCCCGCGAAAACGUGAUCAUCAUGGGUUGUUGUUUCUUCUCGACGCCUCUCGAGAACGACGGAUUCAGCGACUGGCCUUUCAUAGAGUUCUUCCUCUCCGAUCUCACGAAGGCGACCAAGAACUUUAGUGCCAACGAGAUCAUAUCAGAGAACAGAGAAGAAUCUUCCAAUGUUGUCUACAAAGGUCUUUUAUCAGAGAUUCUUGACUUCGUCGCUAUCAAGAGAUUCAAGAAUUCAGAGUGGUCUGAUCAUGAAGAAUUUGCGGAAGACGCAAAAGCAGUUGGUGAACUAAAGCACAAGAGACUCGUCAAUUUGAUUGGUUAUUGCUGCGAUGAAGAUGAAAGGCUUCUUGUUGCAGAGCUCAUGCCGAAUGAUAAUCUCGCUACGCUUUUAUUCAAUCAGAAAAAUCAAACCAUGGAAUGGUCAAUGCGGUUGCGAGUGGCAUAUUGUAUAGCCGAAGCAUUGGAUUAUUGCAAUAGUGCAGGUUUUGCAUCGUACAAUAACUUAAGUGCUUACUCGGUUCUGUUUGAUAAGGAUGGUGAUCCCUGUCUUUCUAGUUUUGGCUUGAUAAAGGCGAUCAAUUAUGAUCGAAGUCAGAGAACAAGAGGAAUUGUGAACCCUAAAAGUGUGACAUAUAGAUUUGGUACUAUCCUUGUGAAUCUGCUAACUGGAAAGCAAGUUCCUCCAAGCCAUGCUCCUGAGAUGAUCAAUGGAAAGGAUGUUACUGAUCUGAUGGAUCCAAAUCUGAAGGGAAAGUUCUCUACAGAAGAAGCUUUCGUAGUUUUCAAACUCGCCUCUCAAUGUUUGCAGUGCGAAAAUAGAAAAAGUCUCAUCACAAAAGAGCUUGUUGCAACACUUAAAGCCAUGCAAACUAAAACACAAACUCCAUAUAUUCAAAUGCUUGAACUGGCAAAGCCGCACGAGGUGGGAGCAUCUUCAAGUCAACAACAACAGCAAGAAGUAAGAAAAGGAGCUUAUUGUCAACCGCAUUUAAAAUGUAAAAUGUAAAAAACAAGUGAUAUCUUUUACCUUUGUUAUAUUAGAAAAAAAAAUACAUAUAAAUUCCUCUCUUCUUUUUGUUAAAGGGUUCAAAUGAAAUACAUAUGUAACUAACACAUGUCGUU
Arabidopsis lyrata subsp. lyrata is the source of this 1439-nucleotide messenger RNA. RefSeq names its product probable inactive receptor-like kinase SSP. The record is from RefSeq and is a predicted model, not a curated record. Gene Ontology annotation, molecular function: ATP binding; protein kinase activity. The transcript is spliced from 7 exons. Bases 337 to 1323 code for a protein of 328 amino acids. NCBI's taxonomy places the organism in Eukaryota, Viridiplantae, Streptophyta, Magnoliopsida, Brassicales, Brassicaceae. Gene Ontology annotation, biological process: protein phosphorylation; brassinosteroid mediated signaling pathway.